CGAGUAUAUCUUAUAUUUAAUCAAUAAAUAAUUAGCCCAUACUAAACUAUUUAGAACUCAUUCGUGCCUUAUUCCUUGCGAGAAAAUGGUAUCAUUGUCAAAUUUUCUUAGUUUCGAAGCAAAAAGACACGUACCCCCACUCAUUUAAUCCUUUUUCACUAGAAUUUUUCUGCUUUCUAGAUAAGAUCUCUCACAGCCUGGUUGGAUAUGGGAAGUGAAGGAAAGAAAAAUAAUGAAUAAUUGACAUCUUCCUUUUUUAUUUGGGAAGUACGUAAAAAUAAAUAAAAGGAAUAUACACCCUACUUUACUUUCAUUAUUUUACUUCUUCCACUCCCAUGAUUUACCAAACAAAGAGUCGGAUCCUAAAAGAGAAAGGGGCAAAAGCCCAAAUUCUUGUAAAGGUGGAGUCAGAAACACGUAAUGCUUAGCCCUGAGGAAUCAGAAUUUUUCUCAAAGUCUCCCUGUUUGAAUCCCAUUUUUUUACUCUCUACCUAAGACCCGUAACUCGGUUGAAGACAGAAGUUGGUAACCAACACAAGGUCAUAAGCCACGUCUAGAAAGCUUUCAAGGUUCCAGGUUUCAAACCUUCAGCUUUUUACCAAUUAGCCCCUAAUGAGAUUAGGAAUAGUUGGUCACCCACAUAAUUCAUCACAAAUUCCUAUAAAAGCCAGACUUUUCCCUCCCAAUUCCAUCUCAUUAAUCAAACUCAAGUAAUUACAGACAUCUUCCAAUUCUGCAGGCGUUUUCAGAGACUCAAUGGCACACAGAGAAAUAGCAACGAGUUUGGCUCUGAUCGUUGUGAGCAUGCUAUGGGCAGGAGCUAUGGCUCAGUCUAGUUGUACUAACGUGUUAAUAAGCAUGUCACCAUGCCUGAAUUACAUCACAGGGAACACCUCAACUCCAUCUUCACAGUGCUGCACACAGCUUUCAAGUGUUGUUCGCUCUUCACCCCAGUGCUUGUGUGAGGUUCUAAAGGGUGGCGGCUCAUCACUUGGAAUCAACAUCAACCAGACCCAGGCUCUCGCCUUACCUGGUGCUUGCAAUGUUCAGACUCCACCCAUUAGUUCUUGCAAUGCUGCUUCUCCAGCCGCCUCUCCAGAAGGGACAACAGAAGGUCCAACCAGAACUCCAGGAACUGGAUCCAAAACAGUACCAUCAACAGAAGCAGAUGGAACCUCAAGUGGAAGCUCCAUGAAGUUGUCAAUCUCAUUGCUUGCGUUCCUUCUUUUUGCAGCUUCAUAUGUUUCAACCUUCACGACAUACUGAUUUUCUGAUCAGCAAGUCCACCUUUCACUAUUUCUCAAUCUUGCAUAUUCACAGAUAUUAUUACUGUAUUCAUAAUUUAUUAUUGAUUUCUCUUUGGUUGAGGGUGCAUGUUGUUUAUUUUUCUUGACCCCAUUUGAGGUUCGUAUAUUUUUGUAUUACUGAAUAGAUUUGUUGCUCUCUUCCCUUUCAUAAUAAAACCAUUAUUGCUGGCCUAAGCAUACCA
Manihot esculenta (cassava) is the source of this 1489-nucleotide messenger RNA. RefSeq names its product non-specific lipid transfer protein GPI-anchored 5. The record is from RefSeq and is a predicted model, not a curated record. Gene Ontology annotation, biological process: lipid transport. NCBI's taxonomy places the organism in Eukaryota, Viridiplantae, Streptophyta, Magnoliopsida, Malpighiales, Euphorbiaceae. The transcript is spliced from 3 exons. Gene Ontology annotation, molecular function: lipid binding. The coding region runs from base 757 to 1266 and encodes 169 amino acids.